This is a messenger RNA of Galleria mellonella (greater wax moth), 879 nucleotides long. Its product is annotated as juvenile hormone-binding protein-like. NCBI's taxonomy places the organism in Eukaryota, Metazoa, Arthropoda, Insecta, Lepidoptera, Pyralidae. Bases 81 to 791 code for a protein of 236 amino acids. The transcript has 5 exons. The record is from RefSeq and is a predicted model, not a curated record.
AUUAAUUCGAAACAAUCAUAGUUACGCUCAUUAUAUUUCUGAUUUUGUGGAAGCCGUUCCAAGUUUUUUUUCUAUCAAAAAUGAAAAUACUUGUAAUAUUUUUGAUACUUUUAAUUUCUCAAAUUGUUGUAUCAGAUAUUGUAAAAACAGAUCAUUGCUCUUUAACUGACGCAAAAUGCUUAACAAAAGCGCUACAAAAAUUCUUAGAGGAAUCAAGCCAAGGAACCCCUGACCUGACUAUGAAGCCAACGGACCCUUUCACAAUCCAAAAACUUCAAUUCACUCUAGAUAAAUAUCAAACGGAGUUAUCUUACGAGGAUUUAAUAGUGACUGGAUUUAAGUACCAGAAAAUUUCCAAGUUCAACUUAGAUGUCAAUACUCAUGAUAUAGAAUUAAAUACGACAGUCGACUUUACUACCACAGGCACUGCGAAAAUUAACUUCAUCAAAUCUGGAACAACUUACAUCGAUACCUUGAAAAUUCAAGCAAAUGCAGUCGCCCGAGCUACUUACAAUUAUACACCAAUUAUAAAUAGUAAGAAUGAAAUUCAAGGCUAUACAAUUGGACCUGAAACAAUUUAUUGCCAACUUAUCAAUAAACCUAAACUCAAAUAUACUCCAGUUAUAGAACAAACAUCUCUGAACAAAGAAAAAGAAGAAGUCUAUACCACUAUUGAAGACGAUAUCGGCUGCAACAUUGUUAAAACUGUGUUUAGCACUGUCAUAGGAAAUAUCCGAGCGACAGCACUACAAUACGAAGAGUAUAAUAAGGAGAACAAUAAUACAUAUUAAGAAAUAAUAAAAAAAUAUGCUUUAAUUCAUUAAUGCUAUAGUACUCUUAUGUUUAAAUAAUAAUAAAAGAAACUGACCGAGAUCUGCA